GAAUUUUGUUGAUCUAUGAAAAAUAGUUCAAAUGUUGGGAAAAUUUUUAAGGUUAUAAAUUAUAACCUCAAAAUUCUUAUGGCUGUGGCUCUGAGAAAUAGUCUCAUUCAAAAAUCUAGUUCAUUAGUGAAAGUAUUGGAUGAUGUGUGGCAAGGUUUCAGUAUAAUGGCAACAAAUGAAAAGUGUUUAAAGAUGUCGAAGAAAAUAGGCACUCACAGUGGUGUCUUCCAUUGUGAUGAAGUUCUAGCAUGUUUUAUGUUGAAACAGUUACCCCUGUAUAGAGAUGCUGAUAUUAUAAGAACUAGAGAUGAAGCGAUUCUUUCAACUUGUGAUAUAGUGGUUGAUGUAGGAGCAGUGUAUGAUCCCUCAACACAUCGUUUUGAUCAUCAUCAGAGAAGUUUUAAUGAAACCUUAUCUUCAGUCAGACCCGACUUAGUUAAGAAUAAAUUCAUCAAGUUAAGUUCAGCCGGACUGAUAUAUGCCCACUAUGGUUUAGAAGUUAUAGCAGAAAUAUGUAAAACUAAAGAUAUUUGCCUUGAUUCUGCCUCACUGAAAUGUUUAUUUACAUACAUUUAUGAUAUCUUUGUUGAAGAAAUGGAUGCUAUUGAUAAUGGUGUACCAAUGUAUCCAGAAGGAAAACCGCUAUAUAGAAUCAAUACAAAUCUAAGUUCACGUGUAGGAAAAAUGAAUCUGAAAUGGAAUGAACCUGAAAAAUUAUCAAGCAUUGAUAGUUUAUUCCACAAAGCAAUGUCUUAUGUCGGAGCGGAAUUUCAGCAAUGUGUAUUAGAGGCUGCAACAGACUGGUGGCCAGCAAGAGAAAUUGUUCGUAAAUCUAUCAAACAGAGAAAGGAGAUCCAUCCUUCAGGGGAAAUUUUCAUAUUAGAAGACAGGUGUCCAUGGAAAGAUCAUUUGUAUGCAAUUGAAGAAGAGUUAGGAAUUGAGGGUGAACUCAAAUUUGUAGUUUUUCAUGAUAUGUCGGGCAGUUGGAGAGUGCAAGGAAUUCCAGUACAACCAGACAGUUUUAUUUGCAGGGUUUUUCUUCAUAGAAGUUGGAGAGGUGUGAGAGACCAAGAUUUGUCAGAUGUGGCUGGAAUAAAAGACUGCGUUUUCUGUCAUUCUACUGGCUUCAUUGGAGGUAAUCAAACAAAAGAAGGAGCAAUAGAAAUGGCUCUAAAAAGUUUGAAUGCUGCUACAAUAGAUAAAGAGUGAUAUACUCGAUAUUUUAUAAAAUUGAUUAAUUGAAUUGAAGAUUAAAACAUACUAAAACAA
Coccinella septempunctata (seven-spotted ladybird) is the source of this 1269-nucleotide messenger RNA. Its product is annotated as MYG1 protein. The transcript has 6 exons. Gene Ontology annotation, cellular component: cytoplasm; nucleus. The record is from RefSeq and is a predicted model, not a curated record. The coding region runs from base 16 to 1209 and encodes 397 amino acids. Lineage: Eukaryota; Metazoa; Arthropoda; Insecta; Coleoptera; Coccinellidae.